Molecule: messenger RNA, 1065 nt
Organism: Thyridium curvatum
Lineage: Eukaryota; Fungi; Ascomycota; Sordariomycetes; Thyridiales; Thyridiaceae
Exons: 4
Coding region: 1-1065 (354 amino acids)
Biological process (GO): spermidine biosynthetic process
Cellular component (GO): cytosol
Molecular function (GO): spermidine synthase activity
Source: RefSeq, a predicted model, not a curated record
AUGGCUGAGAUUACACAUGAAACAAUUAAAGGUACUUUGCUCCCUGCCCCACCCACUCCCUCGUCGACACCAACCCCAGUCCGCUGCCUCCUGGCCAUGGCCAAUCUGACUGGCGUGUUGUCUGGCCGCAUUGUCUCGUCCGUCAAGUCUCUGCGAGGACAGCCAGCACUCUCAUUGCUCAUCGAGCUACUGCCCUAUCCUAGUCCCGCGGUAUUGCAUGGCUGGUUCCGGGAGAUCUCGAACAUGUGGCCUGGCCAGGCUAUGACCCUCAAGGUCAAGAAGGUCCUUCACCACGAGAAGAGCAAGUACCAAGAUGUCUUGAUCUUCGAGUCGACCGACUAUGGCACUGUCCUUGUCCUCGACAACGUCAUCCAGGCCACUGAGCGGGAUGAGUUUUCCUACCAGGAGAUGAUCACCCACCUCGCCAUGAACUCGCACCCCAACCCCAAGAAGGUCCUGGUCAUCGGCGGUGGUGACGGCGGUGUCCUCCGUGAGAUCGUCAAGCACGAGUGCAUCGAGGAGGCUGUCCUCUGCGACAUUGACGAGGCUGUCAUCCGUCUGUCCAAGCAGUACCUCCCCGGCAUGUCCGCCGGCUUCAACCACCCCAAGGUCAAGGUCCACGUCGGCGACGGUUUCAAGUUCCUCGACGACUACAAGAACACCUUUGACGUCAUCAUCACCGACUCGUCCGACCCCGAGGGUCCGGCCGAGAGCCUGUUCCAGAAGCCCUACUUCAAGCUUCUCCACGACGCCCUCACUGAGAAGGGCGUUAUCACUACUCAAGGUUCCGAGAACCAAUGGCUCCACCUGCCUCUGAUCACCAAGCUCAAGAAGGACUGCAAGGAGAUCUUCCCCGUCGCCGAGUACGCCUACACCACCAUCCCCACCUACCCCUCGGGCCAGAUCGGCUUCAUGGUCUGCUGCAAGGACCCCAGCGUCAACGUCAAGGUCCCCCUGCGGUCCUGGACCCCCGAGGAGGAGAUGAAGCUCAACCGCUACUACAACUCCGAGAUCCACAAGGCCAGCUUCAUCCUGCCCAACUUUGCCGCCAAGGCUCUGCAGUAA